Trichosporon asahii var. asahii CBS 2479 is the source of this 1707-nucleotide messenger RNA. RefSeq lists its product as uncharacterized. The coding region runs from base 1 to 1707 and encodes 568 amino acids. NCBI's taxonomy places the organism in Eukaryota, Fungi, Basidiomycota, Tremellomycetes, Trichosporonales, Trichosporonaceae. Gene Ontology annotation, cellular component: membrane. Gene Ontology annotation, biological process: amino acid transmembrane transport. The record is from RefSeq and is a predicted model, not a curated record. The transcript has 3 exons. Gene Ontology annotation, molecular function: amino acid transmembrane transporter activity.
AUGAGCGAGAAGCUGGGCGUCUACGACGACGACGGCGGCAAGGAGGGCACCGGGUUUGAGACCAGCGUGCAGGAGCCGUAUGGCGUGUACGACAAGAAUGCGCUCGAGUACCGCGACGCGCAGCUUGCGCAGACCGGUGAGGGUGACCACGGCACGAAGCGCGCGCUGUCGCCUCGUGUGUGCUCCAUGAUCGCCAUCGCGGGCACCAUCGGUACUGGUCUCUUCCUGUCCUCGGGAACGGCGCUCGCGCAGGGUGGCGCCGUCGGCUGUUUCCUCGGAUACCUCAUCAUGGGCUUCUUCAUCGGUUGCAUGAUGUACUGUUUGGGCGAGCUGAUCUGCUUCAACCCCACGAUUGGAGGCUUCUCGGAGCUCGGACGCAAGUACGUCAACGAGUCGUUCGGCUUCAUGAUGGGCAUCACGUACGCGUUUACUGUUGGUCUCUCGGUGCCGUCCGAGCUCAGUGCCAUCGCCGUCCUCAUCGGGUACUGGGACAAGAACGAGAAGCACGCCGCGAUCUACAUCACCGUCUUCCUCUUCGUGACGUGGGGCUGCAACAUGCUCGGCGUCAAGUGGUACGGCGAGGUCGAGUUCAUCAUGGCGUGCAUUAAGAUUGGCAUGCUGAUCGUGCUCAUCAUCUUUGGUCUUGUCGCCGACCUCGGUGGUGUCAAGGGUGGCACGGGCUUCGUGGGCGGCAAGCACUGGCGCGAGGGGCCCUUCAACACCGAGUACCUCGGCGUGCACCCGCCAUCGACGGCCGCUUUCCUCGGUUGGUGGAGCACCAUGGUCAAGUGCGCAUUCUCGUUUGCGGGUAUCGAGGCGGUGGGCCUGCUCGCCGGCGAGGCCAAGAACCCGCGCAAGACGCUGCGCACCUCGAUUCGCACGACGUUCUACCGUAUCGGCGGCCUGUACAUCAUCUCAAUCAUCAUCCUCACCCUCAACAUUGGAUACAAGGACCCGGACCUCCUCCGCGCCAACGACGCCGGCGGCGACACGGCGGCGUCCUCGCCCUUUGUUCUCAUCGCCAAGCGUAACGGCAUUUCCGCGCUCGCUCACGUCGUCAACGCUGUCGUCGUCACCUCGGCCUGGUCGGCGGGCAACGAGAGUCUGUACGGCUUUGCGCGCUGUCUCAUGGGCAUGGCGCGCAACGGGUGCGGCCUCAAGUGUUUCCUCUGGACGACGAGUUGGGGUGUGCCCUGGGUUGGAGUGUCGCUUGGCGCUGCGUUUGGCCCCCUCGCCUACCUCUCGCUGAGCAACGGGUCAAACCAGGCGUUCGUGUGGCUGUCGAACCUGACUGCGCUGCUGAAGCUGGUAUGCUGGGCUGCGAUCUGCUUCUGCUUCGUGCGGUACAAGAAGGCAUGCGACCGCCAGGGCGUCAACAGGCGGCAGCUCGUGCUGCGCUCGUGGUGCCAGCCCGUGAUGGCGUGGAGCUGCAUUGUGUGCUUCCUGCUCGUCAUCUUCUUCAACGGCGUCAAGGCCUUCAUCCCCAAGUUCGACUAUGAGGACUUCCUCGCCGACUACAUCUCGAUCCCCUUUGUCGCCGUGUGCUGGGGCGGGUGGCAGCUGUAUCGCCGCGACCGGUGGAUUCCCAUCGACGAGAUCGACCUCAGCGGCGGCCCUGCCAAGGCCCUGUCGGCACGCGCUACGACACGUCGAGCGCGUACGACACUACCGUCGCUUAACAAUCGAUUCAUAGUUGUUGAGAUCUAG